GCUACUUGGUUUCUUACAAAUGUCAACAAGAUUCCGGCUGUUUGAUGAGCCUGUCCAUGUGUAUAUUGUGUGUGAACAUAUCUAAAUCUAUAUAUUAGCCAUUCAAUUCACUCCUUAUGAAUCAUAUUCGCGAAGAACACAAUUCUUAACCAUGGCGGAGGAUCUUCACGAUGGCGGGAACUGGUGUUGUUCAUCAAGAAUUGCACUUGGUUCUUCUCCAUGUUCAUUGGCAAUCAACGGUGUAGAAAGCUUUGGAUGGCCAAGUGAUCAUCAUAUGAUGAACAUGAAGACUACAGGAUCUGGUGAUAACGAGUCUGGUUCAGCUUCAGAUGGCUCUAUUGUUCUUCAGGAAAUGCAGAAACCAGACUCAAUCCUAGAAAUGAUGGGAAUUACCCUUUCACCAUCCACAGCAACUGAUAAUUGGAAUCAAGAUUUAUUGAAUGCCAAUGGAAAUUCUCAAGAAAAUUAUUCCCACAUGCUACAACAAGACCUCAAUUCCAGCGUGAAUUGUUUGCAACAAUUUGGCGUCGACUGUUGUCAAAUCCAUAAGGACUGGAAUUCAAGAAACAUUUCAGGGGUUGUUGAAGAUUUGUCCAUAAACUCAAUCAAACAAAUGAAUCAUGGUUUUGAGGAGCCCUUGGCUUCAAUAACUAGCUCCAAUAUAAGCACAGAAACUAGUCGAAGUUUUUCAACUUGCUUGCCAUUGAAUUCAGCUUCGUAUGGCUACACUUCAGCUUGGCUAGAAAGUUUACUCAAUACAGAUUCUCAGCCGCAGCAAUCUUUAUUGAAAAACUCGAAUAUGAACUUUAGACCUACUAAUUCUUUGCAAUUAUCGAAGAACACACCUCCCUGGACUGCUGCUGCUGCUGUAGCUUCAAAUGACACAGGAAAUUUUUUUCCUUCAACAAAAUCCCAGUUCCUGCCAUCAGCUCUUGAUACGAAACUUAAUCUUCCCAACCUUGCUGCAAAGGCAAACAAAACGGCUCGAGACUUGAACUCAAUAACAAAUAAAUCCUGCAAUGAGCCUACAUUCAAACGUCCGCGACUUGAAACACCAUCUCCAUUACCAACAUUUAAGGUCCGAAAAGAGAAGUUGGGGGACCGAAUAACUGCUCUCCAGCAGUUGGUUUCACCUUUCGGAAAGACUGAUACUGCAUCUGUUCUACAAGAAGCAAUUGAGUACAUCAAAUUUCUCCAUGAUCAAGUCAGUGUAUUGAUUGCUCCUUACAAGACAAAUGUACCUCCUGUUCAACGCCAACAGACUGCUGGGAAGCUUAAGAAUCAAGAAGGGUCGGAACUCAACCUUAAAAGCCGAGGUCUUUGCCUGGUGCCCAUAUCAAGCACCUUCUUGAUUUCAGCUGAGAAUACAUCUGACUUCUGGACACCAACAUUUGGAGAAAGAUUCAGGUAGAGAAGACUAUUAAGCAAAGGAAGAUAGAGAAGUAGAACUGAUUGUCAACAAGUUAAAAAUGGAUAAAGAGAAGAAUUGGAAGCAUGGAAGCCACAUUGUCUGCAAGUAUACAGGAAAAGCAUGUCCAAGAAAAAGAGAGACAAUGCUGGACCAUCUAAUGUAGGCCAGAGAAUGAUUCGGUGGAAUUAAUAAUCAUAAUAUCGAAUUUUCAUAGUAAUAUUUGUGUUUUAGUUGAUAAACGUGCUUUACGAACAAGAACAGGAACAAGUGCUAAAUUUAGCUGAGUUUUAGGACAGUAUGAAUUAUGGUUGUGCUGAAUUUAGCAGCUUAUGAAGGGGCUUUUGUUCCUGUUUCUA
Messenger RNA from Olea europaea var. sylvestris, 1767 nucleotides. Its product is annotated as transcription factor bHLH112-like. Gene Ontology annotation, cellular component: nucleus. Gene Ontology annotation, molecular function: protein dimerization activity; DNA-binding transcription factor activity, RNA polymerase II-specific; RNA polymerase II cis-regulatory region sequence-specific DNA binding. Lineage: Eukaryota; Viridiplantae; Streptophyta; Magnoliopsida; Lamiales; Oleaceae. Gene Ontology annotation, biological process: regulation of transcription by RNA polymerase II. The coding region runs from base 152 to 1411 and encodes 419 amino acids. The record is from RefSeq and is a predicted model, not a curated record. The transcript has 7 exons.